UGCAAAACACAGGGUGCCAUGGCGGCCGCCAUGGAGGAGGACUCCUCGGAGGAGCCGGCGGCGCGGGAGCCGCGGCUGCGGGAAACCCCCGAGGACAUCUGCUUCGAGGCCACGGCCAACGCCAUCGCCCUGCACUCAGAGCGGCCGCUGCUCGCCGCGGGGGACGUGGAUGGCGAUGUGUACCUGUACUCGUACUCCUGCACCGAGGGGGAGAACCGGCAGCUCUGGUCCUCGGGGCAUCACCUCAAGUCGUGCCGGGACGUGGCGUUCUCCCAGGACGGGCAGAAGCUUUUCACCGUGUCCAAGGACAAGUCCAUCCACAUCCUGACGGUGGAGGAGGGGCGGCUGGAAACGCGCUUCCCCAAAGCCCACGGCUCGGCCCUCAACUGUGUGCUGCCCAUCGACCACCACGUCUUUGCCACGGGUGAUGACGGCGGAGCGGUGAAGGUGUGGGACCUGCGCAGGGGCGAUGCCAUCCUGGAGGCCCGGCAGCAGGAGGAAUACAUCAGUGCCAUGGCCGUGGACGGCAACGGGAAGAUCCUGCUCACCGCCAGCGGGGAUGGCACCCUGGGCGUGUACAACGUGAAGAGGCGGCGCUUUGAGCUGCUCUCGGAGCCGCAGAACGGGGACCUGACGUCCGUGGUGCUGCUGAAGAGGGGGAGGAAAGUGGCGUGUGGCUCCAGUGAGGGCACCAUUUACCUCUUCAACUGGGACGGGUUUGGGGCCGCCAGUGACCGCUUCGCACUGAGGGCAGAGUCCAUCGACUGCAUGGUGCCCAUCACGGACAGCAUCGUGUGUGUGGGGUCCCUGGACGGGGUCAUCAGGGCCGUGAACGUGCUGCCGAACCGCGUGGUGGGGAGCGUGGGGCAGCACCUGGGCGAGCCCAUCGAGCAGCUGGCCGUGGGGCCGGGCGGGACCCUCCUGGCCAGCAGCGCCCACGACCAGAAGGUGAAGUUCUGGGACGUGUCCGCGCUGCGCUCGCUCGUGGUCGACGACUAUCGCCGCAAGAAGAAGCGGGGCGGGCCGCUGCGGGCCCUCAGCAGCAAGGCGGUGGGCAGCGGGGAGGAUUUCUUCGCCGACCUGCGCGACGAGCCCGAGCAGGCGGCGCCGGGGGGAGGCGACAGCGACAGCGACAGUGACUGAAUGGCCCCGCGCCGGGGGAGCCGCCCCCUCAGCGCUGCCGCCCCGCCCCUCCGCGCGGCGCUGCCAAUCAGAUCUGCGGUCUCCGGGAGUGCCCGCCCACAGGGCGCGCGGCCAAGCGCGUAUCCUACAGCGUUGGUGGGCGGCGCUCGAGCGUUCUGAUUGGCUGCGAGGGCUGCCACUCAAGGUGGGCGGUGGGCGGGGUCUUAAAGGAGCAGACGGGACGGGACGGGACGGGACGGGACGGGACGGGACGGGACGGGACGGGACGGGACGGGACGGGACGGGACGGGACGGGACGGGACGGGACGGUGUUGCCUCGCAGUGGCUCCCUGGUACAGCCGCGGUUUUGGGGUUCGGAGGCCCCCGUGCGAGGAGCCCCGGGGAUGGCCCCAGACUGGGGGGCAAGUUUGGGAUGGGCGGCUGAGGGUCCCGAGGGAGGGGGGGUGUCCCUGACAGAGGAGGGACCUGCUGGGGGUCCUUAGGAGGGGGGAACAUGGCUGGG
Messenger RNA from Corapipo altera (White-ruffed manakin), 1645 nucleotides. RefSeq names its product WD repeat domain 55 (gene WDR55). The record is from RefSeq and is a predicted model, not a curated record. The transcript is spliced from 8 exons. The coding region runs from base 19 to 1143 and encodes 374 amino acids. Gene Ontology annotation, molecular function: protein binding. Lineage: Eukaryota; Metazoa; Chordata; Aves; Passeriformes; Pipridae.